Seminavis robusta is the source of this 672-nucleotide messenger RNA. The record is from the annotation of a GenBank genome assembly. NCBI's taxonomy places the organism in Eukaryota, Bacillariophyta, Bacillariophyceae, Naviculales, Naviculaceae.
AUGGCUAUCCUUCGUUUACUCAGUUGUUUUUUCCUGGCCACUGGAGUCCUCGGAUUCCAGGCUCCCCUCCAGCCAGAUGUGAGCAGAGUUGCUUUGAAGGGCGCUGAAAGUGAGGUAUCCUUUGACAACGACUUGGAUGGCAGCGACAUGAAAAUUGGCAUUAUUCGAACUCGAUGGAACGACGAACACGUUACCAAUUUGGUCAAUGGCAUUAAAGAAGGACUCAAAGAAUGCAAGGUCGCGGAAGCCAGUGUCUUUGAAACUUCCGUGCCGGGAGCGUUUGAAUUGCCCUUGGCGGCACGAUUUUUGGCCCUCUCGGGGACCGUCGAUGCCAUUAUCUGCUGUGGUGUCUUGAUCAAGGGAGAAACCAUGCAUUUCGAGUACAUUUCCGAUGCCGUCGCCAAGGGUAUCAUGAAUGUGGGCAUGUCCACCACUACUCCCUGUGUCCUGGGUGUGCUGACCUGUAUGAAUGAAGAUCAAGUCAAGGCACGCUCCUCAGGCAACAACAAUCAUGGUGUCGACUGGGGAAAGACUGCCGUCGAAAUGGCAUUGCUCCGUACAGAAGCCAUGGGAGGCAAGGCGUCGCAGGCAGCCAAAUUGAAGGAACUUGGAUUUGGAGCAGCCGCCGAAAAAGAAAAUGAGAAAAAGAAAGAGGGUGCUGGUUUCUUCUAA